UCGAAGUGUUCUAAAGAUCAUUGGACAAAACAGUGUCAAUAUUCGUUAAAUAUUUAAAUUUAACUAAAAGAAUGCACAUGUUUAAAAUCCCAGCAUACAUUGGGACUUCUAUUCCGUCGCUUUAACGACUAUGCAGUAAACAAGUGCACUGCAGAAUCUUUUGAGCCUGGAAGACUUUUAUGUUUUAUUACAAUCAAUAUGGAGAGCAAUGGCAAAAAGACGGAAAAUGGUGAAACAACGAUACCGGGUCAAGUCUUGCAAGAGCAUAAGAGCAAUAAUGGUAAAGUCCCGAACAAAUCGGACGGUGGAAAGAAGAAAAAGAAAUUCGGAGAUGUAAAGAAAGAGCCAGAAAACCAACAGAGUGAAUACUGGGACUGUCCCGUUGAGAGACCGCCAAUAAGUUCUGAUGAUUCAAAUACCUGUUGGAACAUUUUAACAAAGAUUUGUGUUAUUAUAUUCAGUGUCAUCCUGUUUUUAAUUGUUCUGGUAACAACAGGAUUAACACGAAUUAUCAUCCAUCUAAUGAUCUGGAAGCUGAAUCCACCACAAGCUAAUUCAACCGCAACUAUCAAUAAAUUGGGAGGGCUUCUUCAUCUUGUGGAAGACAGGACCUUCCUUAAGUAUAACUGCACUCAAAACUCCAAUAACACUGACUGUGCUUCUUCAUUUCUUCAAAGAGAGGAUUUUCCGGCAACUUGGGAAUGCAUUCCAAUAAGUUCCCAUUUAUGUCAGUUGAUGGAAGAAACACCUUCGGUGAAUGUGAUGUGGAUUUGGGGUCUCGUUAUUGUUAUUGUGGUUCCGGACAUCUACACAAUUAUUCUUUCACUAUGGAGAAUAUGGUUCAAGGAAACCCAGAAAUUUGACUUCAGAAUGCUCAUAUUGAGUAUGAUGGUGGGGGCGCUUCAUACGACAGGCCUUUGUCUUCUUGUUUUUCUUGUGCUGCCCGCGUUUGACCCAAUCACUGCUUCUCUUUUGUCUUACCUAAUCAUUUUCUUUCCAUUAGUCUUUAGCGUGUUCUGUGAAAUCAAGUUCUCUAAAAAGAUCGUGAAAGCUUUAAAAAUAAAAGUGGGUAAUAACCCCCAAUCUACAGAAGUGCUUCCGGAAAGUAAAACGGAAAAGAAUGGUACAAAUAAUCGUGCUUUUGCAUAUAAGUUUACACAAAUACUUGGUCUUAUUUUUUUCCUUGUCUCAUUGGGUCUUGUGAGCUGGUAUAUUUACCGAAAAUCUUUGGAGGAAAAUUUUGUUUCCAUCUUCUGUUAUUUAAUACUUUCUUUGAUACUCGUUUCAGUCACUUAUUGGGAAAAUUUUCUAAUAUUUAGUUCCUCUGUUACUUUAGGGAAAGAUGCAAAUCAGCGAAAAAGUUCAAAACUAGGACGUCUUAAAAUUUUUCUUAGAGAAUAUAUCCGGUCUAAAAGGGAAAAGGUAUCACUCUUAACAUCAAUAUGUAAAGUGGCAUUGACAAUCGCGCUUCCGUAUAUCAUUUUUUCAAUUAGGUCAACUGAUGAUUCGAAUGCCCUAGAUACAGUUAUAGCAAUUUCCUUAUUAGGGACCUCAAAAGUAAAAACUUUGACUGGUGAAGUUGUUCUUGAAUCCAGGUCUUAUUUCUCUUACGGCUGCGGACGAAAUGAUAUAGAUUCUCUUAUAAUAAUUUGUGUUGUUCUCGGCUUUGUUGGAUUCAAAAGUGCACGAUUUGCAUGUAGAGUCAAUCUUCAGUACUUUUGUUUUUCUACACCUCUCAUUCUAAGUCUGCUAAGUACCCCUUUUAUAUUUGUGCCCAUUUUGAAGUUUCCUCUGUCGUGGACGAGCCAGGACUGUAAUAUCGGACAACCAUCAUGGGAAUUAAGAGGCACGGACAGUGAAGAUAUAUUGCUGCUUAUUGUUUCUGGUUGUCUUGGAUUUGUCGCGUUUGUCUUACUCACUUUGUACAUUUGGAAAAACAAUGGAUCCAAGCUAGUUAAAUGCGAGAGCUUAUUUAGAAAACCGCCAUACUGUGGAAUUUUUCUCAAUAUGUCCCUACUUCUAACGAGAUGUGAAGACACAGAGGAACAGACAGAAGCGGAAAACAAUAAGGAAGCAGAAGAAGAAAUCACUUUUACUGAAAAUAAUGAAACGUAUUACACGGUCCCAAAUGUGUAUUUUUGUGCAACGAUGUGGCACGAAACUGAAACUGAAAUGACACAGCUACUGAAAUCUAUUUUUAGGGUUGAUUACGAACAAUUUCUUCAGAAGGAGUAUGAAAAUAAAAUCAACGAAAAGAGGAAGAAGAUGAAAAAGCCACUUUACACAAACAAAGAGGCUUACGACUUUUCGGUACACAUCUUUUUCGAUGACGCUUUCAAAUCCCGGAUGAACAAAACUGGUACUAAACAAUUGAAAGGCAUAUCAGUUAAUGAUUAUGUCAAGACACUUGAAAGUGUGAUUCCCAAAACAGCAAAGUUAGUGUAUGGUGAAUUUGAUUUGGGCGAAGUAAAGCGAUAUGAGACGCCCUAUGGAGCUAGAUUCGAGUGGGAGCUACUAACAUCACAGAAACUUGUCGUACACCUGAAAGACAAAACAAAAAUAAGGCAUCGUAAACGUUGGAGCCAGGUAAUGUAUCUCUAUUAUCUACUAACGUUCAAAAUGAAUGAAACAAAAGAAUCACUUAAGAGGGACCCAAAAAACAGUGAGAAGAUGGUACAGCAAAAAAUGGGGAUGUUUGCUGACAAUACAUUUAUACUAGCAUUGGACGGGGAUGUGGAUUUUAAGCCGGAGGCGGUAACCCGUUUGCUUGAUCGUAUGAAAAAGAAUCCAUUGGUCGGGGCUGCUUGUGGUCGCAUUCAUCCUAUAGGUUCCGGCCCUAUGGUUUGGUAUCAAACGUUUGAGUAUGCCGUAAGCCACUGGCUUCAGAAGGCUACGGAACAUGUGUUUGGCUGUGUAUUAUGUUCUCCGGGAUGCUUCAGUCUGUUUCGUGGUUCAGCAUUACUAGCAGACAAUGUUAUGAAAACCUACACAAGAAAGCCAACUGAAGCUGCUCAUUAUGUACAGUACGAUCAAGGUGAAGAUAGGUGGUUAUGUACCUUGUUGUUAAAACAAAAGUACAGGGUAGAGUAUUGUGCUGCUUCGGAUGCUUUGACCUUUGCCCCGGAAGGAUUUUACGAGUUCUAUAACCAGAGGAGACGCUGGGCUCCAUCCACAAUGGCAAACAUUUUGGAUCUUUUAAUGGAUGGAAACAAUGUCAGGAAGACGAAUCAGAACAUUUCAAGACCGUACAUUUUUUACCACAUCUGUUUAUUCAUUUCCUCAAUACUGACACCAGGAACAAUUUUUCUGUUGAUUCUUGGUGCCAUCAUAACAGCCUUCCCACAAAUUGAACCAUGGCUUGCAUUAUUACUAAAUGGUGUUCCUGUAGCCAUCUUUAUUAUCUCAAUUUACGUCGCCAAAGAGGAAACGCAGCUUUUGUUUGCGGCAAUAUUGUCGACACUUUACAGCUUGGUCAUGUUGGUUGUUCUGAUAGGGUUGCUAAAGGAAGGCGUCGAGGCACAAUUCUGCUCAGUUACAACUGUGUUCUUUUGCUUCGUGGCUGGAGUCUUUAUAAUUGCUGCAGUUUUGCACCCAAUGGAAUUUGCCUGUAUUUUUCACGGUCUUCUUUAUUUUCUGUCUGUUCCAUCAAUGUCUAUGCUUUUAAUCUUCUACUCUGUUGGGAAUCUUCAUAACGUUAAUUGGGGAACUCGUGAAAGUAAAACAGCAAAAUAUGAUGACUCCUCAUCUCAGAAGAUGAAGAAACGAGUUCUAGGCCAAUCGUGCUCUAUUGGAGACUGGUGCAGAUGUAUUUUAUGCUUUAAUGAAAUUGAGGAUACGAGACGUGCUGUAUCAGAAGACGAAGGGGAAUCGGAUGAAGAGAACCAGGCAGAUAAGGAGUCUGAUGAUAAACAGGAUGAAAAAAGUUCAAGCAAAUCCAAGAAGAAGGAACACUUAGCUGAAGGAAACGAAAGCAAAUCGAAGGUCCAGGGAUCAGAGACCACAAAGAAUGAGGGGUCCAAAGAUAAAGCAAAAGCAACGGAAAAGAAAAACACAGGACAAAAGGGAAACCAAAAACGUGGUAUUUACAAAGAAUGCAUUGCCAUUGAAAAUGAUGAAGAGGAUUUUUGGAGAAAAUUUAUCAAAAAAUACCUCAAACCUCUGAACGAGAAUAAAGAGGAAAAGGCUAAAAUACAAGCUGAACUAAUUGAUCUGAGAAACAAGGUGUUUUUCUUUUAUUUUAUAACAAAUGCCAUCUUUGUUACAAUUGUUUAUGUUCUCACUCAAGUAAAUGCUUAUCAGAACACACUUUCAAUCCCUCUACCAUGCAGUGUUGGUGAAACUCAAGGCGUGAUCGAACCCAUCUCUAUCGCUUUUACGCUUGUCUUUGGUAUUCUCCUUUUAAUGCAAUUUUUUGGAAUGUUAACACACCGUGUGUCAACAAUUUCUCAUAUAGUAGCUAGAACAAAAAUCUUUGAUAAAAAAUUGGACACGAAAAUUCCGAUCAAGAAAUUAAAGAAACUAGUAGCUGCUGAAGAAAGAGAGGAAAAGAAGGAAAAGGAAGAUAUCAGUACUCAAAAAUCGUCCAAAUGGAAAAUACUUAAAGCAGGAGUCGGGCUUCAAAUUCUUUCCGGACAAAUUGCAUUGGAACAACGAACCAUUGUUGACCUUAGAAAGAACAUCGAAAGCAAGUUAGAAACGAUUGGCGAGGACAGUGAGGAGGAGGAGAUUCUCAAUCGCUUUCCAGAUAAACAUGUUAAGAAACUGAGUGUUAGGGGCAUGCAGAAUUUCCUAGAGGUUACAUCUCCGCCCCUGGAUACAAGGAAUCCUGGAUCCUCCCAUGAAUGAAUUAAGGGAUGGAAUAUUUUAGUUGGAAAUUUUUAAAAAUAAUUAGUUUUCUAAUAUAUGUAGCAGUAGGAAAACGCACGUAUACAUAAGUAUUUGUAGUUUUUUGUUUUUCCAUUGAUGGUUUAAAAAGGAAUGCAGAUUGGUUGUUUAUAUAUGUUUUGUUUUACUUUGGUAAU
Molecule: messenger RNA, 5021 nt
Organism: Saccostrea cuccullata (small rock oyster)
Lineage: Eukaryota; Metazoa; Mollusca; Bivalvia; Ostreida; Ostreidae
Product: chitin synthase chs-1-like
Exons: 16
Coding region: 199-4845 (1548 amino acids)
Cellular component (GO): cell septum; cell periphery
Molecular function (GO): chitin synthase activity
Source: RefSeq, a predicted model, not a curated record